Molecule: messenger RNA, 1441 nt
Organism: Sitodiplosis mosellana (orange wheat blossom midge)
Lineage: Eukaryota; Metazoa; Arthropoda; Insecta; Diptera; Cecidomyiidae
Gene: Cchl
Product: holocytochrome c-type synthase
Exons: 4
Coding region: 174-977 (267 amino acids)
Biological process (GO): cytochrome c-heme linkage
Cellular component (GO): mitochondrion
Molecular function (GO): holocytochrome-c synthase activity
Source: RefSeq, a predicted model, not a curated record
AAGCUUCGAAAGCUUGUGCGGAUUCAGUUCAUAUAAAUCGAUAUGCAACCCAUUUGACAUUCACUAUUGCAUGCUGUGCUCUUAACCUCAAAUUAUCUAUUUCACAACAUAACUUUGACACCAAUAAAUCAAUAUCUGAAUAGUUUCAAAUUACUCAACAAACAAAAGCAAGAAUGGGAAACACGGUGUCAGCGGCUGAGGCGGUUGCCGCAGGAAUAACACAUGCAUCAAAUAAACCAGAUCUAGUUCCUGAUCAUAGUAAAUUCGAUAUGACUUCCGGUACACCACCACCCGAAUGUCCAAUGCAUCAAAAAGUAGCAAAACCAGCAGCAUCAGUCAGCGAAUGUCCCGUGAUAAAUAAUGACAAUGACAUCAAUCCGUAUAAUAUGAUGCCGCCAGCUAAUCAAAACCGAGCACCAGAUCAACCGUUUCCACUACCCACAGAUCGACAAGUUUCAACGAUACCAAAGGCAACCGAAGGUGAGAAAAAAGAAUUCUGGGUGUAUCCAAGUCAACAAAUGUUCUGGAAUGCAAUGUUGCGCAAGGGAUGGCAAUGGAAAAAGGAUGAUUUGAAGCCACAUGACAUGGACAAUAUCAUCAAAAUUCACAAUGCCAACAAUGAACAAGCCUGGCAAGAGGUGCUUAAAUGGGAAGCGUUACACGCUAGAGAGUGUGGCAAUCCACGAUUGAAGAGUUUCGGUGGCAAAGCCAAAGAUUUCAGUCCAAGAGCUCGCAUUCGCAAUUGGCUCGGAUACGAAUUGCCAUUCGAUCGUCAUGACUGGAUUGUUGACCGAUGUGGACAGGAUGUGCGUUACAUCAUCGAUUACUAUGACGGCGGCAGUCCCGAUGAACAUUAUCGAUUUGCAUUGUUGGAUGUUCGACCUGCAAUGGAUUCGCCCGGAAAUGUGUACGAUCGUGCUCGAGUCUGCUUGUGGCGAUGGAAACAAGAGUUGUUAGAAAAAUUUAACAUGGAAUAGAAGUAAUUUUUAACAUGAAAUUCAUGAACACAUCAGCGUCUCUAAUUAAAUAAUGACUCAUAAUUUAUGCUAGAGUUUCGGUGAAGAUGAUGAAAAAAAAAAUCUCUAGCCAUUGACUCAAGCGAAACUCUGGUUUAACUUAUACAUGUAGAUUGUAUUUUUUUUGCUGUUUUGAGACUCAACUGAGAAACAUACGUUUUAGCAUUGUAGCCAACUAUUUCACGAGAAAAACAAAACACUUUCCGAUAUUGAUGUGAAUUGAUUCUCAAAUACAAUUUUUAGUAUAAUUAUUUAAAAAACCUAGAACAAAAAAUAAAAUGAAAAUAUUCGGACAAUUCGAAAAUGUAAAUUUUCUGCGAAAAAUAUGUUAAAUGAACGAAGGCAUUGUUAACAUUUUAUUCUGUCAAUAUGAAAGAGUGUUUGAUUAAAUAUGUAAAAAAAAAAUUGAAACUUGUACUACCGUA